Puccinia triticina is the source of this 1245-nucleotide messenger RNA. RefSeq lists its product as uncharacterized. Gene Ontology annotation, molecular function: iron ion binding; stearoyl-CoA 9-desaturase activity. Gene Ontology annotation, biological process: unsaturated fatty acid biosynthetic process. Bases 1 to 1245 code for a protein of 414 amino acids. Gene Ontology annotation, cellular component: endoplasmic reticulum membrane. NCBI's taxonomy places the organism in Eukaryota, Fungi, Basidiomycota, Pucciniomycetes, Pucciniales, Pucciniaceae. The record is from RefSeq and is a predicted model, not a curated record. The transcript is spliced from 9 exons.
AUGCCAUCCGCCAGCCACCCCCCCCAGACCCCCGCGCCGCCGAUCUGGUGGUCCAAUCUGAUCUUCUUUGUCUCGGUGCAUGUGGCCGGGAUAUGUGGGGCGGCAUGGGUGUCGCCGCUGGCCCGGAUCAGCACGCCGACGGUCGUCCUGACGCUCCUGUCCUGGCAGCUGGCCACCUUCGGGAUCACGAUCGGCUACCACCGGCUAUGGUCCCACAGGGCCUUCAAGGCCUCCCCCCCGCUCCGCUGGCUCCUGGCCUUCCUGGGCUGUCUCGGCUUCCAGGGGUCCAUCAAGUGGUGGGUGCUCAGACACCGCCUCCACCAUCGUUGGACCGACUCCGAAUUCGACCCCUAUAACUCCAAGAAAGGCCUCUUCUUCUCCCACAUGGGCUGGAUCUUCAGGAAACCCAAGUACGAGAAACUCAAGCUCAUCGACCAGUCUGACCUCAACCAAGACCCCGUGGUCAGGUUCCAACACAAGUAUUACGUGCCGAUGAGUCUAUUUAUGGGCUUCGUGCUGCCGUAUAUCCUGGGCGAAUGGGUGCUGAAGAGCAACAGACACUCGCGGCUGGACGGGCUGAUCUGGGCCGGCUUCGUCGCCCGGAUCCUGAUCUGGCACUUCACCUUCCUCAUCAACUCGUUUGCCCAUUACUACGGCGAGCGCGCCUUCGACCUCGAUAUCUCCGCCCGCUCCAACUUCCUCCUCGCCCUCUUCACCGGCGGCGAGGCGAAUCACAAUUAUCAUCAUGUGUUUCCUAAGGAUUAUCGGAACGGGCCCGACAGUCUGGACUGGGACCCCUCAAAAUGGAUAAUCUAUCUGUUGCACCGGUACACGAGUCUGGUUCCGAAGAUCAACUACACGGACUCGCGGGAGGUGGAAGAAGUGCGCCAGCGGGUGCUGAAGCUGACAUCGUCGCGGCGGCGGGACGGGCGGGCGAGCAAGUUCGAGGACAUCCACCAGAUCAGACGCAGCGGGUUCGGGGGACGCGACGAGAUGCUGGCCCAGCUGGCCGCCUACCAUGCCCGGCUCGUCCGUCGAGCGCCCUCCGCGGAGCCCGGCCAGCCCUGCCCCAGCAGACCCUCCCUGCUCAGGAUCCUCGUCAUCGACAACUACCUCGUCGACGUCACCCAGUACUUCGCCGCCGCCGCCCAUCCCGGCGGCAACCGGAUCCUCGAGCGCUUCCUGCUCGACCUCGUCGCCUGGGCUAAGAUGAAGGCCCUCCGGAUCGCUAGGCUCGUCAACUGA